Wyeomyia smithii (pitcher-plant mosquito) is the source of this 3251-nucleotide messenger RNA. Its product is annotated as phosphatidylinositol 4,5-bisphosphate 5-phosphatase A-like. Gene Ontology annotation, molecular function: phosphatidylinositol-4,5-bisphosphate 5-phosphatase activity. The transcript is spliced from 10 exons. Bases 456 to 2063 code for a protein of 535 amino acids. The record is from RefSeq and is a predicted model, not a curated record. Gene Ontology annotation, cellular component: cytoplasm; plasma membrane; ruffle. Gene Ontology annotation, biological process: phosphatidylinositol dephosphorylation. Lineage: Eukaryota; Metazoa; Arthropoda; Insecta; Diptera; Culicidae.
CUUGACGUCCGCGGCACGGGCACGAUCAGCGCAGUAGAGUUUUAGCCGUGUCGGAGAAACUGUGUCGCUCGAAUCGCGGUCGUCGGUUUGUGUGUCCUUCGAGCAAAUCGCGAAAAUAAUCUGCUUGCUAAAGUCAAGAGUCACUAGUAAUCGGCAAUAUUACUAGGUUGUGCUAUCUAAGUUGUGCCAAUCAGACAGUGAAAAUAUCAAAAGGUUUUCCACUUCUAAACAGGUUCGGAACGGAACGGGCGUUAGUUUGAAAAGCUCAGCGAAAAAAGUGCAUUUGUGAAAGCGACGGUGUUUCCGUGAACGCGUGGAAGGUCGUUAAAUAUAGAACUUUCCGAGCGUCUGCUAAACGGCAGUACGCCAGGAAUUAACAUACACCCAUAUACGUCGCAUCCUUGGUCGCAUCAACCAGCUGCAUCAACCGCGAACGACAUUGCGACCAAGGCGAGAUGAGUCGCUGCGACAAUAACUGGAAUGUCAAACUGUACAUCCUAACGUGGAAUGUGAGCACAAAGUUUCCGGACAAUUUGUCACUCGGCAAACUGCUCGGUUUGGAGAAUUCCCACCAGGACUCGGAUCUGCCGGAUUUUUUCGUCAUUGGCUUACAAGAAGUUAACGCACAGCCCCAGAAUACGCUGUACAAUCUAUUCAAGGAUGACCUUUGGACUCAGCGCUUUAAGGAGCUGCUCAAAGAGCGAGACUAUGUUGUGAUAAAAACGGAACAAAUGCAGGGACUGCUGCUAUCGGUGUUUGCGAGGCGGAAACACUUGCUGCAUCUGCGGCAGGUUGAAACUGAGUACACCCGGACGGGACUUGGUGGAAUAUGGGGUAACAAAGGUGCUGUUAGUAUAAGGCUUAACGUGUAUGGCUGCUCCAUUUGCUUGGUUAACGCACAUCUGGCUGCCCACGAUCAUAUGCUGGAGGAGAGGAUCAAUGACUAUGAGAAGAUCGUCCAGGAGCACAAGUUCCACGUGAAAACGAAAGAAGCCAUUUUCGAUCAUGAUUAUGUGUUUUGGUUCGGUGAUCUCAAUUUCCGGCUGACCGGUGAGGCUACGACAUCAGCGGAAGACAUUCGUGCGAUGGUCAAACAUGAUGAGCUGAAGAAAUUGAUUGAGAAAGAUCAACUACUGCUGGUUAGGCGUGAAGGGCGUGCUUUUCAGAAGCUUAAUGAACGGCUACCACAAUUCCCUCCGACUUUUAAGUUUGAACAUGGUACCAACGACUACGACAUGAAGCGACGACCAGCUUGGACAGACCGGAUAUUGUACGCCGUCAAGGAGAAUAACUACAGAAACGUAAAGCUCACAGUGGAACAGACAUCGUACAAAAGUCACCCCAGCUAUAAUAUUAGUGAUCACAAGCCUGUAACGAGUGAAUUCACGAUUAAGUGCCAUAUAAGAAUUAAGGACGACUUUUACCGGACCUACUACGUGAAGGAGCGCAGCAAAAAGCGCGCUUCGCUGUUGAAAACCACUAAUAGUCGCGUGGUUCGUAAGCCACAGUACAGUGGUGAACGCUUUAAGACCCAACAUUAUCAACGACUUAGCUACCGGAUGGCGAUCGCCAACGGUACCGAGUCGAGUCCGCGGUUGAACUCAUUCGAUGACCUCGUUUCCGAUCUGGUUGACGGUACACAGGUAUACGAGGACACUACCGAGCGGACGAUUGUUUUCAAGCCGAUCGAGCUGUGGCUGGUGGGAGAACCGAACAAGAUCGAGUACACCAUUCCGACUGGCUUCGAGGAAGGUAGUGCUGACUGGAUUGGCAUCUAUCGGGAGGAUUUCACAAGCUUGAGCGAGUACCUGGCAUACGAGUACACGGAAGGCUACAAGGAGAAGCAGCACCAGCUUAACGCACAGCAGGAGCAGCAAUUGAAGAACACCCGAACAGUGGAGCUGAACUUUUCGGAGAACGUGAGCCUUCCAUUGGGCGUACGGUAUCAACUACUCUAUUUCCAGAGUACCGGCUCUCGUGGCGUCACGGGUCUGGUGGGUAUCAGUAACACAUUCGCGGUAGAAAAACGAUGCCCAUCACCCUCAUUUGACGAUAUCGAUUAAUUGGUCGAGGGUUCAGCCGUGAAGCGAACUGUUCCGUUGGUUCAAAACAUUGUCAUGAUGAAACGCUGCUAGGAAAAAACGACCGUGGCACUCGAGUGUGAUAAAUCAUAGUCACUAAAUUUAAUGGUUAUUAAACGGAAUGAGAUGAGAUAGCGCAGAUUGGGUCAUUUAGUGUGUAGUUCCUGAUGAGAGCUUAUACAUAGUUUUAUCGCAGAGGCUUUCGAAUUUCGCAGUAGGUACUGGAACUGGAAGCAGGAGCAACAAAUUUGUUACUCAAGCCCAAGAAACCCUCCCACUUUGCUUCCAGUAUCACAACGAUUUGCGAUUGGCUUCCUAUAGGUUACCUAGUGUUACUGCAAAAAAAUUCCCCGCCUUCUAUUAGAACGAAUGCCUUUCGGUAGCGAAAAACGCCAACCAACACAGAACACGCGUACCAGAGUAGAAACUAGAUACCGAAAGCCAUGCUGCUUGGCUACAUGAGUUAGCUAUAAUUAUAGUAUACUACGAUGAGAUGGCUCUCAUCCUUAUUGCACUAUAUUUUCGAUGAAACACUUGUGGAUUCAACCAAAAAGUAUGUUAAACGGUCUAAGCAUAUUAUCAAAUUAGUACGAAUAGUAAACGAAGGCUUCUGUACGGAAUAUGGAACUCGAGAAAGUUAAAUAUGUACUAGCUUAUUAAUAAAUUCGUCAGGAAUUUACAUGCGAGAGGAGAAACAAUAGUUGUAAUUGGUAACGGACGCAGCAGCUUCGUCUUUCUAAUCGGUUAAGAAACAAAUUGCCAAACUAAAUUACGUACAGGAUUACGCAUAAGUUGACAGUUAGUAGAUGUUUAAGUUUAUUUGCUAUUCUAGGAGACAUUGAAGGUAUCUUUCUAAAUCCCUAUUUGGUGUAUUCUGUUCGCCUCAAGUUUUAGCUAGCGAAUAUUAUUACUGUUGUGGUUUGUCAAUAUUGAAACAAUUUAUCACUCUGACACUAAACCACCUGCGGCACCACAAACCUUCAUAGUAUUAAAGCUAACAACUUGCACCAGCUGAAGUAUCCACAGAGCAUUGUUUGUUUGGUGAUAUCCAAAAAUUAGACUAUCGACACUUGUUCUGCGUGAAGACUUAAGGAUAAAUGUUCUGGAAAUUGCACUAGAAACAUACCAGCCGUUAAUACAAUUGCAUUUGAAGUCUUUCAGCAAAAGGUA